Molecule: messenger RNA, 1692 nt
Organism: Sorghum bicolor (sorghum)
Lineage: Eukaryota; Viridiplantae; Streptophyta; Magnoliopsida; Poales; Poaceae
Product: fructose-bisphosphate aldolase 1, cytoplasmic
Exons: 2
Coding region: 267-1343 (358 amino acids)
Biological process (GO): glycolytic process; fructose 1,6-bisphosphate metabolic process
Cellular component (GO): cytosol
Molecular function (GO): fructose-bisphosphate aldolase activity
Source: RefSeq, a predicted model, not a curated record
CGAAAUAGGGAGUAGUAUACUCCGCACAUGGUUGGAUCUCUGCAUCCGGCACCGCCUACCGCCCUCGCCCUGCUGCGCCCGCACCGCAGGCCGCGCUUGCCUGGUGGCGCACCCAGAUCGGAUCCACGUUUCUUUCCCCUCGCACAAGCCUGAGCCUCCCUUGAAAUACUCCCCAUCUCCAUCGCCCCGCCUACCCCGCUCAGCCAUUCGACCCCAAUUUCGCUUGCAGUUCCAGUAGCCUCCCUCCCCUCCCGCGCGCAUCGAUCAUGUCGGCCUACUGCGGAAAGUACAAGGAUGAGCUCAUCAAGAACGCCGCAUAUAUUGGCACCCCUGGAAAGGGUAUCCUUGCUGCUGAUGAGUCCACAGGCACCAUUGGCAAGCGACUUUCAAGCAUCAAUGUCGAGAACAUUGAGGAGAACCGCCGUGCCCUUCGUGAGCUCCUCUUCUGUGCCCCUGGUGCCCUCCAGUACCUCAGCGGUGUGAUCCUCUUUGAGGAGACCCUCUACCAGAAAACCAAGGAUGGCAAGCCCUUUGUUGAUGUCCUCAAUGAGGGAGGUGUGCUCCCCGGCAUCAAGGUUGACAAGGGCACCAUUGAGGUUGCUGGCACCAACAAGGAGACCACCACACAAGGCCAUGAUGACCUUGGCAAGCGCUGCGCCAAGUACUAUGAGGCUGGUGCCCGCUUUGCCAAGUGGCGUGCCGUCCUCAACAUCGGCCCUAACGAGCCAUCACAGCUUGCCAUUGACUUGAACGCUCAGGGUCUUGCUCGCUACGCCAUCAUCUGCCAGGAGAAUGGUCUGGUGCCAAUUGUUGAGCCUGAGAUCCUCGUCGAUGGGCCACAUGACAUUGAGCGUUGUGCCUAUGUUACGGAGAUGGUCCUUGCUGCCUGCUACAAGGCUCUCAAUGAGCACCAUGUCCUCCUUGAGGGUACCCUCCUGAAGCCCAACAUGGUUACCCCUGGCUCUGACUCCAAGAAGGUGGCUCCUGAGGUGAUCGCUGAGUACACUGUGCGUGCCCUCCAGAGGACUGUCCCUGCUGCUGUGCCCGCCAUCGUCUUCCUCUCUGGUGGACAGAGUGAGGAGGAGGCCACACUAAACCUGAAUGCCAUGAACAAGCUCAACACCAAGAAGCCGUGGUCCCUAUCCUUCUCAUUCGGCCGUGCCCUUCAGGCGAGCACCCUCAAGGCCUGGGCUGGCAAGGAGGAGAACGUGGAGAAGGCCAGGGCUGCCUUCCUCACCAGGUGCAAGGCCAACUCGGAGGCCACCCUCGGCACAUACAAGGGUGACGCUGCUGCCGGCGAGGGUGUCUCGGAGAGCCUCCACGUGAAGGACUACAAGUACUGAGCUGCCUCACAUUCUGGACCCCUGAGUCUGCUUGCGUUUAGGUUGAGUGUUUGUCAGUCAGAGCCCAAAUUUUGGACAUCGGAACUUGGUUUUAAUAAUCCUGAACUUAUGGAUGAUGGUUGCUUACUUUUUAUACUCAUGUAUUAAUUAGUAUUUUUUGGUGUUCAUCUUGUGUAAUCUGGUCGUACCGAUGGUAAAUCGAGGGGCCACAUUUUGUUCUGUCCGUUGCUGUAAUAUGCUGGUUAUGUUAUUGGUAUAGUAUAUGUCAAACCAAAUGCUUAGUUGGCCGAUGUGCAGAGGUUCUGCAUUGUGCACUGACAUAUUUGAUGUGAAUUAUGAUGAUUCCAGA